GAAAUUUGCUAUCUUAAAUAAUCAAUAUUAUAAAAAAAAAUUAUUCCUGAUAUUUAAAGGCUAAUCACCGACCAACAAAAGUAAGAAAAACAAUAUGAAAUUUGCUUAUAAAGAAAUGCUGUUUUUAAUCAUUGCUGCUACAAUAUUACUGGCAAGAGCUGGAAAUGUACACGAUAUCCAGAAACGCGCCACAAAAGCUGAAGAAGAGCAAGCUCGCGUACAAACAUAUCAACUGCGUUUACAAAACACAAUCGCAGCAAAAUAUAACAAGAGUGAACUCACAAAGAUGAGAUCAGAUCCUCUUCAAUGUUAUUCAUGUCAAGAUGCAAAGACGAACGAAGAAUGCAAUGCUGGAGGAAUGGUGACUUGUCUUCCAACACAAACUUCUUGUCAAACUGAGAUCAGAAUAUUUAAUCCAACUGAUAGCGUCAGUGUCAGAAUAAAGAAGGGCUGCAAGCAAGAUCGCGCUUGUCACAACAACUUCUUACAAAACGACCGUAAAGCUUGGCCUUCAACACAGUGUAAGACGAUACCAAGAACUUCUUUAUCAGUAUGUAGAUACUGCUGCACCGACCCUGGAUGUAACAAAGCAUUGCCUGCUCAUGUAUGCGGACCGAUAUCUCCUCCCGAGAAUGGGCACGUGUCUUGUUCAACUUCAAAAGUUCAAUCUUCAGUUUGUACUUUCACGUGUGAUCCGUGUCAUAACCUGGUUGGAUCCAGAGUUCGAAUGUGCUUAGAAGACUCUGCAUGGUCAGGAACGGAAACGAAAUGUGUAUAUGAUAACUCGCUUCCUGGUUGCGCGGUGGGUACAACAUGUCCAGCAAAAUCUAUCUUGUCUCCGGACAAUGGAAACGUUGAAUGUUCGAACUCUAACAAAUUUGGAUCUGAAUGUCGAUUCAUAUGUGAUAGAGGAUACAUGAUUAACGGAAAACGUGUUUUAAGAUGCAAUGAGAAUACAAGAGAUUGGGACGCAGUGAGACCCAUCUGUGUUAGAGGUGAUGAUACUUCCAAUCCUUGCAACGUUUUCGCCGUUUUUGAUUUCGCUUCCGAUGGAAAACUUGAAUGUGAAUGCAGUACUGGAUUUCGAGGUGAUGGUUACAUUUCCUGCGAAGACGUAAACGAAUGUCAAGAAGGAUCCCACGUUUGCGAUUCAAACGCAAUGUGCAUCAAUACAUUGGGAUCUUACAGAUGCAAAUGCAAAGUUGGUUACGUCGGAAACGGACGGGAAUGCCGUGACAUUAACGAGUGUACGUCAUCAGCAAACGAUUGUGACGUGGAAAAUGGACUUUGCAUUAACAUCGAUGGCGGAUAUACAUGCACAUGUAAGCCAGAAUACACGGGAGAUGGCGUGAAUUGCUCAAAAGUGAAUCUGUCCUGUCCUGGAGGGCUAGUCGAUGAUCUUUGCUUACCCGAUGAACCAGCACAUGGCGAAGAUCCGACAAAACCAGUUGAGUUAAUGGAGGAAGAACCGCCUACUGAUAAGCAACUCUUUUCUGAUGGUUUCUCUUCUCUUGCUAAAGUUGAUAGUUGCGUAAGAUUGACUGAACAUAGACCUUCGAUGGUGCGAGAUCCGAACACUUAUGAAAACAUGAACAAAAAAUUACUGAAUAAAUUGAUGUCAUAUUCCAACAGUAGUCGAAUAGUAUUCGGUCCAUGGAUAGGAUUAGACGAUAGAAUUGAAAGCGGAGUACUGAGAUGGAGAGACGGUAAACCGCUUGACCGAAAGGACUUUCAAGUGUGGGCUCCCGGUCAACCGAAACUAUUAGAAGAUGGAGGUUUGGGAAAUUGUGUGAACCUUAUAUCCGAUCCUGUUUCCAGUCAUACAACAAGCUUCUUAUGGCAAGUCACGUUGUGCAGCAGUGCAACUCGAUAUGUAUGUGACACUGAGCGAAGUGAUGAACCAAUUGUUUCUCUCUGCAUCCCUCUUGUGGAUCCAACACACGGCAAAGUCUCCUGCUCAAAUGGUUGGAGAAUCAACUCAGUAUGCUCGUAUUCUUGCGACCCUGGUUAUAUUCUCCGAGGCCCGAGCAGUAGAAUUACUUGCCAAUCUAAAAAUAUGAUGUGGGGAUAA
This is a messenger RNA of Styela clava, 2071 nucleotides long. Lineage: Eukaryota; Metazoa; Chordata; Ascidiacea; Stolidobranchia; Styelidae. The record is from RefSeq and is a predicted model, not a curated record.